UAGUGAGCCAACAAACGAACGAACGAGAGUGAGUGUGAGCGAGAGAACGAGUAAGUACACGAGCCGUGCGAGCGUGCGAAUGCACUGCUGCUGUGUGCCAUAGUGCAACGCCAUUUUCUGUGCCCGCGGGUAAAGUUUCGGUUCGCGUUUGUUGGUCGUGUGAUCGGUUUGUUUGCGGCUGUCGCAACGUUGGGCGACGUCGCCCACGUUGAUCGCCGCUACGUUUUUUGGCGAAAACCUCGUUGUUCUCCUUCUCCACCGCUUCUUCCGCCUCGCUACUGCUAGGCUUCACGCCCGGGAUAUGUGCGGACACGCGAUGGAUGGUCGUACGACGGAUACGAUGGCAUCGAGAGAACGGUGAGUGAGUUACCGGGAGGAGGAGGAGCCAGGAACGAGCAGCCGGCAAGCCGAAGAUGCCGCUUCCGAAGCGACUGGUGGAACCCGUGCACGUAGCGCGCGGUACUAUCCCCGAGGAAUUUCCACUGCCGUCGGAGCUCGAAGCAGCCACCAACGGCACUCUAGCCAACACUAUCAGACAGCUAUCUAGUCUGUCGAGGCACGCCGAGGAUCUGUUCGGCGAGUUGGCGAGGGAGGCACACGGAUUGAGCGAUCGUGCCAACUCCCUGCAAGCUAGGAUAGAUCGCUUGGCCGUCAAAGUCACCCAACUGGACAGUAAUGUCGAGGAAGUUUCGUUACAAGAUAUACACAUGAGAAAAGCUUUCAAGAGCUCAGUGGUAUUCGACCAACAAGUCGUCUCCAGAGACACUAUGCCGACAGCGAUGCUGGAGACGUAUCACCAGUGCGACACGCCGCCGCCUCUAGACAAGCUUAAUAUUUACAGAGAGGACGGCAAGGAUGGCUUGAAAUUUUAUACCGAUCCGAAUUACUUCUUCGAUCUGUGGAGUCAGGAGAUGCUCAAGGACACGGAGAAGAAGCUGCACGAUCGAGGGAAGAAGCCGCACAGGCCUCGGAACGAGGGUGGUGGCGGAGGUGGAGGCCGACACAAGAAGCGUGUGAGGCAGCCGCAUAACACGAGGGAACGGCAACGACAACUGGCCGUUGGCCAUGGCGAGUAUAUUAUGCCGACGCAAGCGGUGCAGUACAGGACGCCGCACAACGUGCAGCCCGAUGACGGACUAUUGGGCAUGGUGAUGACGGAAUCCAGACCGCCCAGGCCCAAUAGCAUCGAGCUGCGACGAAGCUAUCCGCCGGAGGAGCAGCACCUCUACAGUCCGCCGUCUUCCGAUCACUACAGGGCAAACUACGUGGCUCAAGGCUACGACGACAAUCCGUACGGCUCGCACUACAUCCCGGGCCAGGCGCCGGCUGGCGAGAUGUAUCAGAGUCCGGGCGGUCAAAGCACUCCGAGUCGUGGCGGUAGAUCGCGACCGUCGCAGCCGCCGCCGGCACCACCGAGCAACGCUUCCAGCAAUUCCACGCCCACGGUGGCCUCCGCGAACAACACUCCCACUAGGGGAAGAUCCAUGAGCACCGGCAGGGAUACUUUGCCACCGCCACCCCCGCCGCCAGGAGAAACCAUGUCUCCUCCUUCCAUGAAUGGUUCCAUACCUUCACACUUGCUAAACAGGAGCGGAAGUCGGUCGGAUAGUCCUCUACCAAGUCAGCGCUCGACACCGACGCCACCGAACCAUACGGGUCAACUGGGUGCGGAUGAGACGGACCCGGCUGUAGCCCAGGAUCUUCCGCCACCUCCACCCACUCCAGAUCCAACCCCACCGAGACCCAUCUCGCCUCCGUGCAACAUCCCACCACCACCACCGCCUCCACCUCCACCGCCAGUCCUGAAUGGGCCUACGGCGCCGCUACCGCUGACGAACGGCGACAUUGCGAAGAUGAUCGCGACCAAUCCGCCGAAGCUGAAGCCUCUCAAGAGCAUUGUAGACGGUCAGCUGAGGAAGCCUGUCAACCCGAAUAUUCCGCUGGUUGACCCACGAAACGACUUGCUCAAAGCGAUUCGCGACGGAAUAAAGUUGCGCAAGGUGGAGAAAAUCGAACAGAAGGAGGUGGAACGCGUGAACGCACUCAACGACGUCGCGUCUAUUCUGGCGCGUCGCGUCGCUGUCGAAUUCAGCGACAGCGAUUCUGCGUCGGAGAGUGAGUGCGACAGCGAGGGCUGGGGCGAGCAAGAGAGCAAUCUGGCGUGACCCAACUCUCUGCUAUCCGCUGCCGCCACUGCCUCGUAGGAAAAAACGGCUUACGAUUCUCUCGCUUGGACGCUCGGACGCCGAUUCGAAUGUUCGCCGGCGCUAUAGCGAGCCAAUCUGUUCGUUUUGUGUCUCCGUGGCCGAUAUCUCAUUUUCGAGGAUCUGUUCGAGAUGUUCGUGCGCUUUAAUCUUCAUAUAUUUCGUGUUCGGAUAAUUUCUGGAACUGGACCGAAGUAAGUCUCCAAUUAUUUAUAAGAAUACGAUUCUGUACGAUUCUCCCAACGAAGAUUAUUUGCCACGGAGGAUAUGUUGCAAGAAUCUUAUGGUUUAAUUUAUUAUUGAACAAAAUUUACAUUUCUGUGUUUACGUUUGCUCCUUUCAUCGCAUUGUUAAUGCGAGAAAAAUUGAAGAGACAUCGAGAUAUUCUUAUUACAAUUAGUUUAUUAAUCUUCUGCAUUGAGAAAUGCGUUUUAUAAAAACGCAAAAAAUAUUUUCUUACGUACAAAAACGGAAAAAUAUCUAAGAAGAAUUCGUGAAAUCAAUUUUCUGCGUUCUAACGAUUUUGUGGAAUUAUCACCUAUGACAUUGUUUAUUUAAGUCUCGCGAGUCAAUCUGUAAUAUUGAAUUGGCUGGUCAGCCAAUUAGUCGACAAAGCAAUAGUACCGUUUAGUUUAAUCACUCUCGCAAAUUGUGGCCAAUUUGAUUGCGACUUUCGCGUAACUUUUGCCACGAUGAAUCGCGGUGUCGAGAGUGCAGCGAAUGGCAAUUCAUGAAUUUGCAAGGGCACACAACGCGAGGUUCACGCACUAAGUUAAUAGUCUAAUUUAUAGAUGCUGUUGGUUCAAGUUAUAAAUUCCG
Molecule: messenger RNA, 3023 nt
Organism: Linepithema humile (Argentine ant)
Lineage: Eukaryota; Metazoa; Arthropoda; Insecta; Hymenoptera; Formicidae
Gene: SCAR
Product: wiskott-Aldrich syndrome protein family member 3 SCAR
Biological process (GO): actin cytoskeleton organization; positive regulation of Arp2/3 complex-mediated actin nucleation
Cellular component (GO): cytoskeleton; SCAR complex
Molecular function (GO): protein kinase A regulatory subunit binding; actin binding; Arp2/3 complex binding
Source: RefSeq, a predicted model, not a curated record